Dichomitus squalens LYAD-421 SS1 is the source of this 753-nucleotide messenger RNA. Its product is annotated as FMN-linked oxidoreductase. Lineage: Eukaryota; Fungi; Basidiomycota; Agaricomycetes; Polyporales; Polyporaceae. The record is from RefSeq and is a predicted model, not a curated record. Gene Ontology annotation, molecular function: oxidoreductase activity. The transcript is spliced from 3 exons. Bases 1 to 753 code for a protein of 250 amino acids.
AUGCUUCAGAAAGAUACCUACACAGGGCCUAAUGGUGGCAACGCCAAGAGCCCCCGCUUCUACCAGCUCUAUAUGCCUCACGAUGACGAAGUCACACUUUCUCUUCUCAACCGCGCUUGGAAGUCCGGAUUCGACGUUCUCAUGCUCACCACCGACACCUGGCAGCUGGGCUGGCGUCCCACAGAUAUCAACAUCGCCAACUACACGCACGUCCAUGCCUUCUCUUCUGACGUGCUUACGUUCUACUAUCCUGGCACGCCGGGCAACGAACUUGGCGAGUCCGACCCAGCUUACAUGGCCAAGCACCACGACGACCUCGCGCAGGACAAAGGCCACUGGAUCGACUCAAGCGUCUGGCACGGCAAGCCGCACACGUGGGAGAAGGUCCGCUGGCUUAUUGGCGAAUGGAAGAAGAUCUCGGACGGCCGCCCGUUCGUGCUGAAAGGCAUUCAGAGCGUUGCGGACGCAAACCGUGCUCUCGAGAUAGGCUGCGAUGGCAUCGUGGUCACGAAUCACGCUGGCCGCCAGGUUGACGGCGCGGUUGGGAGCUUGGACGUUCUCCCGGAGAUCGCGGAGGCUGUCGGGGAUAGUGUGUGUUGUCUUACUCUCGCCAUUUUAUCAGAACACACUCAGUUGCUUUUGUUUCGACGUCGACGUCAAGUUACCAUUGUACUGAUGCACAGCAUUACUUUCGUUCUUCACCGACGCGGCUUCAUCAUUGACGCGGGCGACCUCCUCAAUGGGCUGCGAUGA